GAUCCCAAAAGAAAAUCGCGGAAUCCGCCCCAUCUUCUCGACGCAGCGCCAAUGCAUUCGUUGAAUGCCGCGUUUGCCACCUCCCUGAGCGUCGACAAUGCAGCAAUUGGGCCUUGUCAACGAACCUCGCUUCCGGACCCGACGAUCUGGUACCACCACCCCCCGAUUCGUUGUUUCUCGCCGAGAAUUCCGUGAUCGAGAGAGUCGAGGCGAGACUGAGAGCACCGGCCAACAACGCUUGCCGACCGUGACCCGUCUCUGAGACGCUGCCUGAGCAGCGACAUGUUCCAAGAUCCCAUCAUGCACCAACCGAGUGGCGCCGCUCAUCAGCCCGCUGGACACGCUGGACCCGACCUCGACCUCAUUUUCGACCUUGCGCCCCUCUCCGUGCUCAUCCUCUCGCCGGCCUGGCGCAUACGGAGAGCCUCGUCUCGCUUCCUCUCGGUGUGGCGCGUCGCCGCAGAAGACUGCCUCGGCCAGGAGUUGCUUCCCUUUCUCGAGAGGAAGUUCCAACCCCCGCGACCAGCACACCUCGCCCACCUCACCUCCAUCAUCGACGACGCCAUUGCCAGCCGCGCCGAGCGCACCACCCACCCCAUCAACGCAAGCGCCGCCGUCUCGUGGAAAAUUCGCGUGAUCCCCGUCUUCAACCGCGAUGAGCUGGUGUCCCUAGUUCUCGAGUGGCACGAUGGCCCUCGAAGUACCCUUCCUGAGAUUGACCAGAAGGAAGAGUUGGUCAAGCCCGGCCUCUCGACCGACGAAGCCUUCCGCAUCCUAGUUCAGGCGGUCAAGGAUUACGCCAUCUUCUUGCUUGACACAAAGGGUCACAUCGUGACUUGGAACACGGGCGCCGAGUUGCUCAAGGGCUACAAGCGAGAAGACAUCAUUGGCAAGCACUUCUCCGUCUUUUACGGCAAGGAGGAUCUCGACAUCAAGAAGCCGCAGAUGGAACUCGAGAUUUGCAUGCGCGAGGGUCGCGUCGAGGAUGAGGGCUGGCGCUACAGGAAGGACGGUAGUCGAUUCUGGGCCAAUGUCGUCAUCACGGCCGUCUACAAGGACGGCGUGCACGUUGGCUUCGGCAAGGUGACGCGCGAUCUGACCGAGCGCAAGUCGGCCGAGUCUCGCCUCAUCGCCGCCUACGAGGAGAGCGAGAAGCUCAAGUCGGAUUUCCUGGCCAACAUGAGUCAUGAAAUCCGCACGCCCAUGCACGGCAUGCUGUCGGCAUGCACCCUGCUGCUUGACACGCCGCUCUCGGCGAGGCAGCGCGACAUUGUCAACAUCAUGGACGAGUCCGGCCAGGUCUUGCUGCAAGUCAUCAACGACAUUCUCGACUACUCCAAGCUCGCUUCCGGCAGCUUCACCAUCAAUUCCGAUAUUGUUGGCAUCACGAGCAUCGUCACGUCCGUCGUCCGCGGUGUGCAGACCUCGCUGCCACCCUCGGUGCAUUUCGAGCUCUUCCUGGCGCCCGAACUUCCCAGGUCCGUGCAGGGCGAUCCCCUCCGGUACCGGCAGAUCCUGCAAAAUAUUGUGGGCAACGCCGCCAAAUUCACCGACAAGGGGAGCAUCCGAGUCAGAGCUUCGGUGCAGAGCGAGGACGAUGUCAGCUAUUUGGUUCUGACCGAGGUGACCGACACGGGCAUCGGCGUGCCGGAAUCGGCCCAAGCCAGCCUGUUCACGCCCUUUAUGCAGUUUGACACCACAACCACCAAACAGUACAAGGGCACCGGGCUGGGCUUAUCGAUUGCGAAGUCGCUCACCGAGCUGAUGGGCGGGAGGAUAGGGUACCGCCCGAAUCCCGAUCGACACGGCAGCGUCUUCUGGUUCACGGCGCGAUUCAAGAAGAUCAAGACCCUCGAGCAAAUGGCGAACUGGAAGAACACGUCCACAGCGGCCAGAAGCGAGAGGCAGUCGACGCCAGCCUUGGAUAGCGAGGUGGAGGAGUUGCAGAAGGAGCUGCGGAUUGUGUCGAGCAUCAAGAACCUGCUGGUGGUCGAGGACAAUUUGAUCAACCAGAAAGUCAUUCUCGGCAUGCUUCGAUCGCUGGGCUUCCGAAAUGUCGGCCUGGCAUCCAACGGCUUGGAGGCCGUCCGCAUGGUGCGCGGCAAGCCCGCUGCCUACGACGCCGUGCUCAUGGACGUCAGCAUGCCCGUCAUGGACGGCCAACAGGCGACCAAGGAGAUUCGCGCGGGCGGCGUGCUCGUGCCCAUCAUUGCCAUGACGGCGUACGCACUUAAGGGCGACCGAGAGCGCUGCCUCGAGUACGGAAUGAACGAUUAUAUUGCCAAGCCGGUCGACAAGAAACGCUUGAUUUCCGUCCUCGGCAAGUGGUUGUUGCGGACGACAGAUUACCGCAAGAAUUAUGAGCAGCGAUUAGCCGAGUUCCGGCGGCAGAAUCCGGUUUUGGUGCCCGCGACGCCAGGCGACGAGGCGAAGCAGUUUUUGUUUGACGUUACCAAUGGAGCCGGAACUCAGUCGGCCGAGGAGCCCAAGUCGGAACCUUCCCCGCUGAGGGCUGCCGAUGGUGCAGUCGCCGGAGGCUUGUCGAGCCAGGUGGCGAACCCGGCUGCCGAGUCGGUUGAAGACAGUCAAACUAUGCCAACGGGCACAGCAGCGACAGAAGGACCCAAUCGGACGGGCGAUCGUGGUCAGCAAAUUGAAGAGCCCACAUAUGAUCUCAAGACCCCGGAAUUCAAGACCUCGGAGAUAACACUCCCUCUCCCGGUCUUGGAGUCAAACCCGCAAGCCGGCGCUGUGGAGGAAGCGAAGGAUUUCACCGACAUUGCAUCUGAUGGACCCCGUCCUCCGACUGAUGGGCGGGCUGAGGAAUCCAGUCGUCACACCAAGGCUCCAGAGCUAACGCAGGAUCUCCCGGCCGAAACAUCGAGCCAGCAAGCCGGUACUGUCGGGGAAGCCAAUGGGAACUGCAACCUCGCGUCUGCUGAACCCCGUCUUCCGAUUGAUGAGCGGGUCGAGGAGCCCAACUGUGACAUCAAGACCGCAGAGAUGACGCAGGAUCUUCCGCCGGUAACGUCAAAGCAGCAAGCCAGUCCUGUUCAGGAAGCGAAGGAGAAGCCCGACACCGCGGCUGCGGGACCGCCACCUGCGCUGGUUCAGUGCUCCGUCCAACCGUCAGAUUCUCUUGGCAAGAACACGGCUUCCCAAUCUGUUGAUGUGUUGGAGCAACCUAGCCUGUUCCCUGAAUGAGGAUGGUGCUCUCGGUCUGUUUUAGAUGCGGCCUCCAGGCUGGCCACUGGCGCUGGGGUUCUUUGCGACGGCGUUGCGCCUGUCGUAGCUAGGGGUGGCACGGUCACCGCAUUGUUUUGUCGUUUGGUUCUUUUCCUAAUUCGUUUGGGAUCUCCUUUAGAUGUGAGUGUUUGCAGAUACCCGAUGAUACUUUGCUAUUUCACAGAGCACAUGAGGAUUCGGUUGCUCAAUCAGGUAUAAUGGCAAUGGGCGGGACGCAGAGAUGGAGUUGGAUGGCCAAGUUUAGUGACAGCAUGGGGCAAAGCGCACAAUACACAGUCAUCAAUGACCUGUCUAUCUGAGGCAA
Parathielavia appendiculata is the source of this 3550-nucleotide messenger RNA. RefSeq lists its product as uncharacterized. The transcript has a single exon. The record is from RefSeq and is a predicted model, not a curated record. NCBI's taxonomy places the organism in Eukaryota, Fungi, Ascomycota, Sordariomycetes, Sordariales, Chaetomiaceae. Gene Ontology annotation, molecular function: phosphorelay sensor kinase activity. Gene Ontology annotation, biological process: phosphorylation; phosphorelay signal transduction system. The coding region runs from base 283 to 3204 and encodes 973 amino acids.